This is a messenger RNA of Acinonyx jubatus (cheetah), 9442 nucleotides long. RefSeq names its product tolloid like 2 (gene TLL2). Gene Ontology annotation, molecular function: zinc ion binding; metalloendopeptidase activity; calcium ion binding. The record is from RefSeq and is a predicted model, not a curated record. The coding region runs from base 4551 to 7616 and encodes 1021 amino acids. NCBI's taxonomy places the organism in Eukaryota, Metazoa, Chordata, Mammalia, Carnivora, Felidae. The transcript is spliced from 21 exons. Gene Ontology annotation, biological process: proteolysis.
UAAAUGUAUUUUCCUUGGAUGCUUUAUUUCUUUCCUUCUUGAAACAAGUGAACCAAACAUAGAGGAUAACCCAUUAUUAUCGGUAUGCAUAUAAAGGGUUACUGAUAGCCUUCCACAAACAGGAGUCAGCAAACUUUUGCUGUAAAGGGCAGAUAGGAAAUAUGGAGGCUUUGAGAGCCAGACGCAACUACUCUACCUUUGUAGCACAACAGCCAUAGUAGGCAGUCCAUAAACCAAUGAGCACGGCUGUUUUCCGGUAUGACAAUAAAAACAGCCAGUGGGCCACAGUUUGCUGACCCCUGAAAUGAAGGAUUUAAGAUUUGAUUUUUCUCCCAACUUCUUAUUUUGAAAAAGAAACUAAAUGUACAGAAAGUCGAAAGAAUGGUACAAUAAAUAAGGUCUUUUAAAAAUUAUUUUUCUUUUAUUAUCAUUCUUUUGACUUCUGGAUACAAGCUGUGACUCCUACACUCAAACCCCACUACUCCCAUGCCUGUCAUUCUCCUGAUUGAUAAUAAAUUGUCUAGUCAAAGCAUUGUCACAUAUGUUCCCUCACAACCAUUCUGUGAAGCUGAUAGGGUAGACCACUACAUAUUAUAGAAAAAAAGCUAGAACAGCUAAAGAGUGUGUUGUUUUAGGCCUGAAGUAAUCAAGAUCAUGGUCCUGUUGUCUUGGCCGCUGUCCCUGUAAAAUGGGGACAUUACCUUUCCAGUCUGUGGAGCAGAUAAUAUAGGAAGACAUCAUGUUGAAAAUGAGUGUUCUCUACCAAGGAAGAGGUUAUUUUUAUUGUGCUACAUCAAAAUCAGUGGUUAAUUUCUCCAGGUCAAUUUUACUUCUGUUUUCCAUAUCCAGCUUUAGUUAUUUAAAUCCUUGUCAACAUUCUUGGUUCUCUCCUCCCCCUGAUUUUAUUAGCUACCUCAGUCAAUAUGUGUACUUGACAAAUUCCUGUUAGCCAAAUAGUUUAAGUUGGUACAAAUUUGGAUUACUUUUGAUCACUAAUGAACACUUUGUGGUUGGAAAAUUAGGAGGAUAAAGGAAUCUUAUACAGCCAGCUUCUGCAUUUCAAAGUGAGAACUUUUAUUAAAGUUAAUUUACAGUUUAACAGUGGAAAAAGGGGAAGUGUGCCUACAGUGGGACAUGUGGAGUCAGUGGUGAUACAGUCUAAACAUUUUAAAUUGUUUUCAAAGCUUUGCAUGUUUAAGGUGAUAACAGGUUCAGAUUUACAAAAUGGAGGAGACAGUUGUAGGGAGAAGUUGAUGUAAGUCAUUUUAACUGGCCACUGUCAUGGUUAUUCUUAGUGGCUCAGUCUAAGCCACUAAGAUUAUGGGACUUAACCUUGAAGGUCAUUGACGGGAAGGGAGGGUCUAGAGAGUGAAACAUGGAAGGUGAUUCCAAGUUGGAGUUGGUUAUAGACCAGUAGGGGAGGACAGACAGAAAUAGGUAAGUGUCAUAAGUGUGGUAGCUAUUAUAUAAUAGGUGUUGGCACGAGGAUGCAGGCUGUGUGGUUAUCAAGUUGUCCCCGCAGAGACCUGGAGGUGUGAAGCAGCAAGGCCCUGUUAGGGUGACUGCAAGGUGCUCACUGCAACAAGAGUGGAGGGUGGGCAGCCAGAGGUGGCAGGAGCCAAAGGAAGGCCUGAAGGUGGAUGGUAAGGUGUGGUGUGCCUGAGUUCGGGUAAAGAUUUUGGAGAAGGGCCACAAGGGAUUUUAAACAGCUGCUAAAAAUUGUAACAUUUUUAAUAACCUCCAAAGCACUCAAAGGUGCCUUCUGGGUGGUCAGUGAUGUAGGUGAAGGAAUGAGCCACCAGACAAGAGUGCUGCUUUAUUCUGGAGGUUCUCUCCCUGCCCUGGAGGAGAUGGUGUUGAUGUGUAGUGGCCUACAAUGGCAAAAUGAGCAAGUGGCCUGUGUGGAGUAGCUGAGGCUAAAACUUGGGGGUUGGGGAGGGGUUUGAGAGCUGCUGCAAGAGAACUGGAUUGCUCUGGGUGUACAGAAGUAGAACGAGCUGGGUGGAGGACAGACAUCUGACUCAAAAGGGGGGGUGUGUGUGCAGGAACUUGUAUCCACUUGGAGGUUUUCCACAGGACCAGAGCUAUGGGGGAGGAAACCCACAAAUAAUUAGGAAUGUGACCAUGCAACUAAGCUGGGCAGCUUUAGCUUAUUGUAAAACCUUUUAUUCCCAAUCUACCGCUAGUUUUCCCAUGGGAUUUAAGUUUCAAAGUAUGUAUAUUUUAAAAAUUGGGUGAACCCAGAUUAGAGUUUAAUCUAUAAAAGUAGUGAGUGAGGUCAGGAACUAUAGAACUGAGAACAAUUAACCAUCCCUUUUCAGUUCCUAUCUAACCUUUCAAUACUGUGAUUCAAAUGUUCUGUUGCUAGUUGUUGGUUGACAGCCAUAGGCGCAUCAUGACAAGGCUUCUGACCUAAAACUGUGCGGCAGGCCCAUCCAGGAGCACCAGUGUCUUCAAACUAUUUGGACUGGGAGUGUUGGUGAGGAGACCUGUUAGCUACUCACCGGGUGGGGAUUAGAAGCAAUAAAAGCUCACAGCCUCAGGGCCUGCACAAGAGGUCUCCUGGAAUGUCUACUUUCCAGAGGAAUUCCUGCUAAUGAGGAAGCCAGUUGGCUGUUUGCCUAGUGCCAUCUGGAGACCUGGAAGUGUCACAGAAGUUUGUGAGGCUUCUUAGAUGUUGACUUUGUGGACUAGUCUAUUGACAAGUGCUGACUUUCACUGUGUUGGGAGCAUGGAACAAUGGCAUUGGGUUUGACUCCUUCCAGCAUUCAGGCAGAAAUGCCAUUCAACCCCUUCCCACACCUAUUGCCUGUUUAAUGGCCACUUGGCCUUCUCUGCCAUUUGGUGGCAUCCGUUCCUCCCAAAUGUCUUCCACUUGUGAGUUCCUAACUAGAUCUUCUUGGCCAAUCUGGCUCCUCUCUGUGUGUGCCCAUUUGAUAAUGAAGCAGGGUCAACUUGGAUUUCUUUUUUAAGGGCCAAGACAAAAUAUCCAAGAGCCCGCAUACAGUGGUUCAUUUCUAAACCUUUACUGGUUUGAAGGACUUGUAAUCCCAGUUAAUAGAUAAGAAGGCAGGUUACCAUAAUGCAAGAAAUUCAUAGUCCUGUAUAAAGCCCGGCUCUGGGCUCCCUGUCAGCUAUUUUGCCAUUAGUGGCUGUGAAAUCCUAUGAAAACCUCAAAGGAAGUUGAGUUCUUUUUUUUUUUUUUUCUUUUUUAUUUGCUCGCAGUGAGGUUCUACUGGGUGUGAUGCUGAAAAAUCUUUCCACAUUGGUGUGUUUUACUUCUUGAUUAGGGCAAUUUUGCUUGCAUAAAAAGGUCUUUGAAAUGCCUCAUGAUAAUAGUACCUUAUAUGUCUAUAAAUCACAAUGGCUCAGUUCUGACAGUUUUUUUACAUUUAAGGUAUAACGUGGCAUUGUGUUUCAAAUAUCUCUUGAUGAUUCUCCUAAAUUAUUUGGGCAUAUGUUUUUAAUUGGCAAAAAAAUAACCAGACUUCAGGAGUUGGUCAUUUUUAUUCCAUCAAGUUAAUGGUGAGUGGCUUAUUUAAUAAAAACAUGUCAGUAAUUCAACACAAAUAGCACGUACAGCUGUUCAUUUGUCAAUCUUUUUGCCUGUAUGAAGCAUCUUAAACUGUUUUGCUAAAGGAUAGGGUCACCAAGAGGGGAAAUCUGUCAUUUUGAAUAAUUCUUCCCCCAAGGCACCCGUAUCACCAGCCGCUGUUAGGUGAGGUGGGGUGCUGCAGCAAGCGCCCGUCAUGGCCGGACGAGGGAUGUUGAAAAAGCUGAGAGAAUCGCAAUCUGCGAUUUUUUUUUUACCCCCUCUGAGCUGAAAGCUCCCGGACAGAAGAUUAACUUCAUUCUUACAGAGAAACGAUUGUCCGAAAGCACCCAGCCAGUUGGUAGCGACGCGGACCGCUCACAUCGGGUUCCUGUGCUCGGAGCCGUAACCGCCGCUGCCUGCCUUCGCCCACGUGUGCAUCGGGGAGUUGUAAAGUGAGUUGUGAGGCUAAAACGAGGCGGGAAGUCCAGCCUCGAUCGUCAGAAGCAGCGUUCUCCGGGGCCGGAGGCCGCGGUGGCGUCCGGAGAAGGGCGCCCUCGGCUCGGUGGGAGCUCGGCGGGCCCCGGGCCCUUGCCUUCAGCAUCCUCACCUCGCUCCCCUUCCUCCGAAGUUGCGGAGGUGCCGGGAAGAGGAGGGGCCUCGCCUCGGGCGCCCGAGUGAUUGGCUGCCCGGGGCCCCUGGCGAAGGCUGUGUGGUCCAGCCCGGGUGGAGAGGGGCGGAGCGGCCACUGCUCCAACCACCGCCACCACCGCCACAGUCGCAGCCGCCGCAGCCUCGGCCGCCGGGCAAGUAGCUCUGAGCGGCGGCUUGCUGGGCGCCCCGACGCGGACCCGGGCGCCGCGCUCUGCUCGCUCCGCGCCCAAGCCAUGCCGGGCAGCCGCGCGUAAUUUCCGUGCCCCGGCCGCCGCCGACCUGACUCUGUGCACGGUCCCUGGCCCGAGCCGAGCUUUCCGUGCACGCAAGCAACUCCCUCCGUCUCCGCCGGCCCCUCGCAACCAUGCCCCGGGCGACUGCUCUCGGGGCCCUGGUGUCACUGCUGCUGCCUCUCCCGCUGCUGCUGCUGCCGCCGCUGCCCCGCGGCGCCGGGGGGCUCGCGGAGCGCUCGGACGCCGCCCCGGACUACUCGGCGCUGGAAGGCGAGGAGGGCGCGGAGCAGCAGCUGGAACAUUACCACGACCCGUGCAAAGCCGCUGUCUUUUGGGGAGACAUUGCCUUGGACGAGGAGGACCUGAAGUUAUUUCAUAUUGACAAAGCCAGAGACUGGAUCAAGCAGUCAGUAGAGGAAAGGGGACAUGGCACAGGUGGGCUCGAGGAGCAGCCUUUCGAGAGCUGGCAGAAUGCUACAGCCAUGAAUACCAGCAGCGAGGAAGCCAGAAAGGAUGGCCAGGAAAAUGCUAUGCUUCUGCAGAGCCCCGGAACCUCGAAUGCCAGAGCUGAGACCUUUUCUCCGCGUGUCCGAAGAGCCACAACCUCGAGGGCAGAGAGGAUAUGGCCUGGAGGGGUCAUCCCCUACGUCAUCGGAGGGAACUUCACUGGAAGCCAGAGAGCCAUUUUUAAGCAGGCUAUGAGACACUGGGAGAAGCACACCUGUGUGACCUUCAUAGAAAGGACUGAUGAAGAGAGCUUUAUUGUGUUCAGUUACAGAACGUGCGGCUGUUGUUCCUAUGUUGGGCGUCGAGGAGGAGGCCCUCAGGCCAUAUCCAUUGGGAAAAACUGUGACAAGUUUGGCAUUGUGGCACAUGAGUUGGGCCAUGUGGUUGGGUUCUGGCAUGAACACACUCGGCCCGACAGAGACCAGCAUGUCACCAUCAUCAGAGAGAACAUCCAGCCAGGUCAGGAGUAUAAUUUCUUAAAAAUGGAAGCUGGGGAAGUGAGCUCUCUGGGAGAAACGUACGACUUUGACAGCAUCAUGCACUACGCCCGGAACACCUUCUCAAGAGGAGUUUUCUUAGACACCAUCCUCCCCCGUCGAGACGACAAUGGCGUCAGGCCAACCAUUGGUCAGCGUGUGCGGCUCAGUCAGGGAGACAUAGCGCAAGCCAGGAAGCUGUACAAAUGCCCAGCGUGUGGGGAGACCCUGCAGGACACAACAGGAAACUUUUCCGCACCUGGUUUCCCAAAUGGCUAUCCUUCUUAUUCCCACUGUGUCUGGAGGAUAUCGGUCACUCCAGGGGAAAAGAUCGUCCUAACCUUCACCUCCAUGGAUUUGUUUAAAAGCCGCCUGUGCUGGUAUGACUAUGUGGAGGUCCGGGAUGGUUACUGGAGAAAAGCCCCCCUGUUGGGCAGGUUUUGUGGUGACAGGGCCCCGGAGCCCCUCACCUCCACGGACAGCCGGCUCUGGGUGGAGUUCCGGAGCAGCAGCAGCACCUUGGGCAAGGGUUUCUUCGCGGUGUACGAAGCUACGUGUGGGGGAGAUAUUAACAAAGAUGCUGGUCAGAUUCAAUCUCCCAACUACCCGGAUGACUACAGACCUUCCAAGGAAUGUGUCUGGAGGAUUACGGUUUCGGAAGGGUUUCACGUGGGGCUUACCUUCCAAGCUUUUGAGAUUGAAAGGCAUGACAGCUGUGCAUACGACUACCUGGAAAUCCGCGACGGCCCCACGGAAGAGAGUGCCCUGAUUGGCCAUUUCUGUGGCUACGAGAAGCCGGCAGAUGUGAAAUCGAGCUCCAACAGAAUGUGGAUGAAGUUUGUGUCCGAUGGCUCUAUCAAUAAAGCGGGCUUUGCAGCCAAUUUUUUCAAGGAGGUGGAUGAGUGCUCCUGGCCAGAUCACGGCGGGUGUGAGCAGCGCUGUGUGAACACUCUGGGCAGCUACAAGUGCGCGUGCGACCCUGGCUACGAGCUGGCUGCCGAUAAGAAGACGUGUGAAGUGGCCUGUGGCGGUUUUAUUACCAAGCUGAACGGAACCAUCACCAGCCCUGGGUGGCCGAAGGAGUAUCCUACAAACAAAAACUGCGUCUGGCAGGUGGUGGCCCCUGCUCAGUACCGGAUCUCCCUCCAGUUUGAAGUGUUUGAACUGGAAGGCAAUGAUGUCUGUAAGUACGACUUUGUGGAGGUGCGCAGCGGCCUGUCCCCCGAUGCCCGGCUGCAUGGCAAGUUCUGCGGCUCCGAGAUGCCCGAGGCUAUCACCUCCCAGAGCAACAACAUGCGUGUGGAGUUCAAGUCAGACAACACGGUCUCCAAACGGGGCUUUAGGGCCCACUUCUUUUCAGACAAGGAUGAGUGUGCCAAGGACAACGGCGGGUGCCAGCACGAGUGCGUCAACACGUCUGGGAGCUAUCUGUGCCGGUGCAGAAACGGUUACCGGCUCCACGAGAAUGGGCACGACUGUAAAGAAGCUGGCUGUGCGCACAAGAUCAGCAGUGCAGAGGGGACCCUGGCGAGCCCCAACUGGCCUGACAAAUACCCCAGUCGGAGGGAGUGUACCUGGAACAUCUCUUCAACCGCGGGCCACAGGGUGAAACUCACAUUCAACGAGUUUGAGAUUGAGCAGCACCAAGAAUGUGCCUACGACCACCUGGAGCUUUACGACGGAGCCGACAGCCUGGCGCCCAUCCUUGGCCGUUUCUGUGGCAGCAAGAAACCAGACCCCGUGGUGGCUUCAGGCAGCAGCCUGUUCCUCAGGUUUUAUUCGGAUGCCUCUGUGCAGAGGAAAGGCUUCCAGGCAAUGCACAGCACAGAGUGCGGGGGCAGCCUGAAGGCCGAAGUGCACACCAAAGAGCUGUAUUCCCACGCCCAAUUUGGGGACAACAACUACCCGAGCCAGGCCCGCUGUGACUGGGUGAUCGUGGCGGAGGACGGCUACGGCGUGGAGCUGAUAUUCCGCACCUUCGAGGUGGAGGAGGAGGCUGACUGUGGCUACGACUACAUGGAGGCCUACGACGGCUACGACAGCACCGCGCCCAGGCUCGGCCGCUUCUGCGGCUCCGGGCCACUGGAAGAGAUCUACUCGGCAGGAGAUUCUCUAAUGAUUCAAUUCCACACGGACGACACCAUCAAUAAGAAAGGCUUUCACGCCCGAUACACUAGCACCAAGUUCCAGGAUGCCCUGCACAUGAAGAAAUAAUGUCGAUGUUCUUGAAAGGAACUGAGAAUGUUUUUUGUAACAAUAGCACCUUGUGAAUCUGCCCUAAACCGGUGUAUAGUAUUUUUCUCAAAAACUCAGAAUCUAGUGUUGGAGGUCUGUCUCUGAUGAAGUUUGGCCAACAAGGAAGAGGGAAGAUGUUUUUUGAUUCUGGCUACAACAUUAUCAGUCAUGGGCUCUUAAGAUUAAGGUUUUGAAGUUACUUACCAUUCAAGCUACGCCUGGUCAUACUCAUUCCCUUUGUCCCAUGCUCCUCUGGGGCAAGAGGCCGGCCUUUGGGUUGGUCAUUCCUCUAUUUCUGGAUGUGCUUCUGUAGGUGCCAGGCAGCGUGACUGUGUCCUGAAGACUCAGGCUGUUUUCCGUCUACACUGGGCAGUGAGGAUAAGAGCUUGGCCAUGGCUGAGUUGUUACUCACCGGCUUGGCUGGAGACUUUGGCUUUCUAUCUGCCAGGGACAUGUCAACCAGGAAACCUGAGAAUAUGGAUGUCAGGACUAAAAAAGGACUCACAGUAAGCAGUGCACAGAGAGAGCUUGAGUAUGAGAAUCGUCACAAAACUAGUUGACAUCAAGCCUUCGGUCUGUGUCAUUGGCAUUCCUUGCCACUUUGGGAUUCCCUCAUCCCUAACUGCACUAGGAGGCUGAGGCAUCCACUAUUAAUUCCAGCAACAUAUUUGCCAGUGAGAGACCCCAGUUUGCCGAGAAGAAAACAUCCUGGAUCCUCCUGAUACUCCUUUACUGGCUGACUUUGAGAAGAUGCCACCCAUGCUUGGGAUUCCAUGGGCCUAGAAGACCAUUUCCUCCUCCAGCUUUAAAGGCACUUCCUGUGGUUGACCUUGACUUCUUGACAACUGAUUCAAACUGCAUUUGCAAGAUGUGCAAAGACAGCCUAUGAAGGACCAGUUCAGGUCCCUCGUGGGGUGAACACUGUUGAAAACUGGUUAAUUAAAAGUUAUGUAAGAAUCAUCAUCUGUGGGACAAGUCAACUUUGUGACUAACUUCCUGUCAGCAGUCAGGUUAAAGAGUGCAUUGGUAACUUUGCUCAGGCUAACUAGUAUUCAAUCACCAACUUGCAAUCAGAAUUCACCACAUUGGCACAUGUUCUAGAGAAGUGUAGAGAAUGUUGUUUACAUAAUUUUAGAACCUCCAGGUGGACUUCAAACAGUGAGGUAGUUUUGAAUGGCAUUUCAUUAAGGCAUCUAUGGGCAUUAUGAGCUAAAAGCUGUGGUAUGUUAGCUUUAAAAGAGUAUUUAUGUUGGAAUCAUUUUUAAAUAAUGUUUACAUAACCGUAAGUCCUGUUUGGUUGGUAUUGAACACAGGACAGCACAGAGAGUGUUUUCCGUGAGACCUGAGAUAGCUCCCAAGCGCCAGAAUUCCUUUGGGACGAAGCAAUGGCAUUUUAAACAGAGUGUUCAUAAAAUCUUAAAAGUUAUAUUUUUUAAAGAUCAGAAUAUGUCCCCAGAGGACUAUGCCUAAUUAAAAUGAUGGCUGGGAGUAAAACAAACAAAGGAUAGUACAAAGAAAGGUAGAAGAAAUGCAUGGAAAUAUAUUUUUUUCCUUAAAACAGAAAAAAAUGCAAAGUAUUAUUAUUAAUAAUAAUAUAUGUCUGUAUAUAUGUAUGUAUGUAAAGGAUCAGCUGUCAGAGCCUUAAUCAAUGCAGUGUGACAAAUGCCGAUCGUAGCUUUACUGAGCGGGCCCUCUUGGACCAGCCCUGAUUUUCUGUGUCUCCUUCGCCACGCCCUCUCUUGGCCCUGAUGGAGAUUCGCCCGCAUUCUCAAGUCCUGGUGCAUCGUAGACCCUGUGGGGGGGGG